This is a messenger RNA of Etheostoma cragini (Arkansas darter), 1630 nucleotides long. RefSeq lists its product as uncharacterized. The record is from RefSeq and is a predicted model, not a curated record. Lineage: Eukaryota; Metazoa; Chordata; Actinopteri; Perciformes; Percidae. The transcript is spliced from 6 exons. The coding region runs from base 490 to 1308 and encodes 272 amino acids.
GAAACAAGUAUUGUUGCGGGAGCAUGUGUGUGGACACAGGUCAGAGUAGCCGGAGGCGGAGCAGGUUGUUGGUUUUACAAUGGAAAGUUAACUUUACUGUACAGGAAGUGAGUGAGUCUGGGCGGGGAGGAAACUGCCUAUGUGACUCAGUGACUGGACCUGACAGGCAGAGAACAAGCAGAGCAGAAAGGGGAAGAAAGUCCUGAAACAGUUAGCUUCACUCGUUUGAUGUUUUGCAGCAACAGCUCUAGAUCUAGGAACUGGCAUCACUAAAUAGAUUAUUGCUCGCAAUUCAAUGGCAACUGCUUUGAAGAUAUUCUUUUGUUUUGGGCCAUAAAUCCACCUGCCCAGUUAAUUUCGCUGUACCUUAACCUCUGAGAAAGUGAAGUGGAGGAGCUUUGGCUGGGCUGCGUUGUUUGUCUUAAUUUUUGAGAGGUAGGUGAAUCCCACUCUGUGGCCUUUUGAUGUGGAUAACUUCAAGUAGGUGUUAUGGACCGACAGUAUUUCCUGAGCUGGAAAGUUGCCCUGCUGCUUCUCCACUUGAUGCCAUGUGGGCUCCAGUGUAUGUCAGUGCACAUCCUCAAUCAGGAGCCUGUGCAUGUGAUGCCAGACUCCAGUCUGGUUCUGAAAGCUCGGAUGGAGCAGGGACCACUGGAAGAGGUCUCUUUGGUAACCUGGGAGUGGGCGCCCGAAACUGGAAUCUCCCACGAGAGAGUGACACUGGCCACGUGCCCUGGCAGAAGUCUUAAGUGUGCUGGUAUGAGGCCAAAUGUUCAUGUGAACGUGGAGCAACAGGAGACAACACUUCAGAUUAAUGGAUACAGCGACGUGGGCGGCGCCGUGUACACUGUGACUGUGACGGAUCACAAAGGGGCCAAGACCACUGCACAAUGCAUCGUCAGGACAUAUGAGGCAGUGCACCACGUUUCAGUCAGCAUCAACGUGUCCCACUCCUCGCUGAUUUGUGGCGAGGCCUGGGGGACAGACCCCCACUUCAACUGGCUCCAUGAGAGAGUCGCCAUCACGGACACUGUGGGAAGAGUCUCCAAAGACGGAACGACAUUGUUUGUGACCAAGACCCCAAUCUGUGGCCACUUCACCUGCAUGGUCAGCAACAAGCUGGGUCACAGUUCGGCCACCUACACUGCAGCACCUUGUGAGACCGAGGGCAGAGGGACAACAGCGGCUGUAGUGUGUUCCCUCCUCCUGCUGCUGUUUGGAGGAAUGCUGGCAUACCUGCUGUGGAGGCGACACAGAUAUAGUAACAGAGGAAAGAGGCUGCACGAACAUUUGGAUGACACCAUCUAAAUGGAAAAAAUAGGCCAAGAUACACUUCUGUUACUCAGAGAGGAGAACAGGGAAUUGACUGGACUUGUGAGGCUGGAACUUCCUGUACUGUGAGCAGUAUGACCUUACACUGCAUUGGAACAAUGUGCUGAGUGAACUGCUUGCUGGCAAAUAAAAAAUAUCAAAAAAUUGACAUUCAGCUUGAAGUGCCAGCAAUGUCUAUAAACUGCCUACUUUUGUCACUGUGUAUUUUUAUAAAGUAAUUAUCUUGUAUCAGCUGUGCAUCGUAUUGAAAUGUAACGUAAAUGUUGCCUUCGUAAUAAAAUCCCUUCAAAGAAUGUGA